This is a messenger RNA of Glossina fuscipes, 1948 nucleotides long. RefSeq names its product N-acetylglucosaminyl-phosphatidylinositol de-N-acetylase (gene PIG-L). Gene Ontology annotation, molecular function: N-acetylglucosaminylphosphatidylinositol deacetylase activity. The transcript is spliced from 4 exons. The record is from RefSeq and is a predicted model, not a curated record. Lineage: Eukaryota; Metazoa; Arthropoda; Insecta; Diptera; Glossinidae. The coding region runs from base 366 to 1385 and encodes 339 amino acids. Gene Ontology annotation, cellular component: endoplasmic reticulum. Gene Ontology annotation, biological process: GPI anchor biosynthetic process.
GUUAAAAGCAGAAACAUCGAAAGGGAUCAGAUUCUUUGGUAAUUGAUUGCCAAGUAAAUUUUGGAAGCACGUUUUUUGCAGCAAAAUUUUCAAUAUAAUUUACUAUUCCUACUGCCGUUCCUGUCAAAAAUUUUAUUUAUUUAUUUUUUUUUACGAGUUUUCGUGCGUGUUGCUAUUUGUUUACCUUUUUUGGAAUAAUUAGUAUUUUGCUUUCCAAAUUUAAUUGGAUAAAGUGCGUCCCGUGUACUGUUGAGAUUUAUUAUCGUUUAAUUCUGAGUGAGAUUUGCGAACCAAUCAACAAAAAAAAAAACACGUCGUGUAAAGUCAGCGUUGCUGUUGUUGCUCGUGGGAAGGCUUGCAAUGAAAUGAAUGGGUCGUGGUCGUGGUUAAAUGCUUUGAUUGGCAGUGUUAUUAAUAAAACAAUUUACACCUGUGGCACGGCUACGUUGCAAAUAUACGACGCCUAUAAUCAGCAUCGUUUAAAGUAUUUUGGAGAAGCAAGUAUUGUAAGCAUCUUGCAAGCUUUUAUUACUAUAGUACAUCCGGUUAGUCUAUAUACGCGAUUGGUAAGCAUUUCAUCGGAAGCCCUGGAGCACUUGGUUUACGCCAGUUUGGUAUACUUGCUAGUAUGCCUGAUCAUAUACUCGGUGAUCAGUCGUUCGAAAACACUUCGUAGUACUCGUUUACCUUGGCUAUCAACGAGGAAACGCAUACUAUUCGUUACAUCACAUCCGGAUGAUGAGUGCAUGUUUUUUGGCCCUUUAAUUUAUACACUAACAGCUUAUACAGAUUGUAUUGUGUAUAUACUUUGCCUGUCGAAUGGCAAUUAUGAAAAUCUGUCAUGUAAGAGGCGCGAAGAAUUGUGGUCGGCUUGCCAAAAUUUGGGUAUACCAGAAGCUAAUAUAAUACUAGUCAAUGCAACCAAUUUGCCAGAUGAUCCAAAUGUUGAAUGGAGAACGGAAACGGUAGCCAAUUUCAUGUUGCACACGGUCGAAACGUUAGGCAUACAGGCUUUAGUUACUUUUGAUCGUGAAGGCGUUAGCCAGCAUCCAAAUCAUUGUGCGGUGUAUUAUGCAGCUGCCUCCCUAUGUCUAACUAAUCUAUUACCGAAAGAUUGUAAACUUUAUGCCUUGGACUCCAUAAAUAUUGUGCGAAAGUAUUUAUCUAUAUUUGAUAUCAUGUGUACUUGUGUUAUGUCCAAAUAUUGGUGCUUAUUAAAUUGGCAACAAGCAGCCGUGGUCCGGAAUGCCAUGCGUCAGCAUAAAACCCAAAUGAAAUGGUUUCGUUGCCUUUAUAUAUUUUGCUCUCGCUAUAUGUUUAUCAAUUCGAUACGUGAAGUCAAUUUGGCCGAUAUCGAAUUGGAGAUGCAAAUUCAGGAAACCUAAGUGUGUCGAUUGGAAGAAGCAAUUCUCAAACAAAUGAAAUAAAAGAGCAAUCCAUGUCUGUUCAGAAAAAUGAUAAUUAAUAAUCGUGAACGCCGUAAUACCAAAUAUUAUAAAUUCAAGUGUGUUUAGUUGCAAAAUUGCACGUCCAAUUCAAUUUGGAAAAUGGGAAGCGGGAAGCGGGAAGUGGCGAAGCAAACAAGCAGCUAAAUAACAGACGUUAAAGAGACGAUUCUACUGAAAACACAUACAAAACAAACAACAACAAACAAAAAAAAAAACCAUGACGCUUUAUUUUUUUAUUUUAAUUAUUUGUUAAUAUGUACAUAUAUACGUAGAUAAUGCAUAUGUUUCCUGAUUUUUUUUCCUUUUCCUCUUUCGUGAAUUUAUCAUUUCAGGUUUAGCUUGUAAUAUGAUGAUGAGCUUUUAGACGAAGGCGAAAACUGUAUUCAGAUAUUUGUAUAUAAUAAUAACUUAAGUCGACGAUGGCUACAUAUCCGAUAUCUGAUAUUGAUAAGAAUUCUUAUCGUUUUUUGUCCACAGUAUCAGAAACAAAAGAAAGAAAA